Coregonus clupeaformis (lake whitefish) is the source of this 2616-nucleotide messenger RNA. Its product is annotated as zinc finger protein 2-like. The record is from RefSeq and is a predicted model, not a curated record. The transcript is spliced from 4 exons. Lineage: Eukaryota; Metazoa; Chordata; Actinopteri; Salmoniformes; Salmonidae. The coding region runs from base 143 to 1834 and encodes 563 amino acids.
AGCGUUCAUAGAGACGUACAUCAGUGAGCCAGAGAGGUUUCAAACUUUAAUUUGCCUUGUAUUACGCACCUAAUAACAUAUAAUAGAACUAGCUACAAACGUGAAACGACCCUUCAAAAAAGGAUACAGCUAAUUCAAUAACAUGGAUUGUGAGGACAGUGCCAGCAUGUCUCUUCCCCACCACCCUGAUCCCGAACCUACAGAGUCACUGGGUCCUGACUGUAACAGUGGAACUCUUGCACUGCUGCUGGAAGACUGCAUUAAUCUGCUGGGCCCAAAUGCAGAGUCUAUGAAACUCGAGGAGGAUUGUGAGGACAGUCCCAUCCUGUCUCUUCCUCACCAACCUGAGCCCAAUUCGCCCCACAAGUGGGUAACAGUACUGCUGGAAGACUGCAGAAAAUCACAGAGUACUGGCUGUAACAGUGGAGCUCAGUGGACACUACUACCUCUCAAGAGAGUUAGAGUACAGGUGGAGGACUGCAGGAAGAAGCUGGGUCCGAAUGCACAAUCUAUACAAGUUGAGGUUGUUGAUAGCAGAGGAUCAACUCAUCCAGACCCUCUCACUCACACAGGUGUAAAGCCCAACCAACAUGGAGAGCUUGGCGAGAACUCCUCUUCACCAGCAGAACAUGGAGAGAUCUCUGCUCCUGGAGAGCUUGGCGAGAACUCCUCUUCACCAGCAGAACAUGGAGAGAUCUCUGCUCCAGGAGAGCUUGGACAGAACUCAUCUGCAAUAGAUCUUAAACUGAAGGAUACCAACAAAACAAAAAGACCUCACCACUGUUCUCAGUGUGGUAAGAGUUUCAAAACAUCAAAUGAUCUAAAAGUACAUCAGAGAAUUCACACUGGAGAGAAACCUUACCACUGCCCAUAUUGUGGGAAGAAUUUCGCUCAGCCUGGUUAUUUUAAUGUACACCUGCGACAGCACACUGGAGAAAAGCCUUACCAAUGCUCUGAGUGUGAUCAAUGUUUUUCCCGUCCUGACAGUUUUAAAUUACACCAAAAAGUUCACAUGAAAAUUCAUACUGAAAAGAAGCCUUACCGCUGCUCUGACUGUGGGAAGAAUUUCUCUCAGGCGAGUUACUUUAAGAUACACCAACGAAUUCACACUGGAGAAAAACCCUUUCACUGCUCUGGCUGCGAGAAGCGCUUCACUACAUCAGCUGAAUUGAAAUUGCAUGAGCGGGUACAUUCAGGAGUUAAACCUCACCACUGCACUGACUGUGGGAAGAGUUUUUCUGUACUUUCUCGAUUACGAAGACAUCAACUUUCACACACUGGAGAAAAGCCUUUCUCCUGUCAACAGUGUGGAAAAGGUUUCCCUGAGAAAUUUAGUUUACUAACACACCAGCAAAUACACAUAGGAGAGAAGGCUUUUAACUGCUCGGACUGUGGGAAGAGUUUUACCUUAAAACGUUACUUAACAAUUCAUCAAAGAUCACACACUGGACAGAAGCCGUACAAAUGCUCUGUCUGUGGGAAGGAAUUUGCACGAGGCAGCAACUUCAUAGCACACCAGCGAGUACAUACAGGAGAGAAGCCUUACUCCUGCUCCUUUUGUGAGAAACGAUGCUAUACAUCAACUGAUCUAAAAAUUCAUCAGAGAAUGCACACAGGAGAGAAACCAUUCCCUUGCCCUGACUGUGAAAAACGCUUCAGUGCAAAAGUUCAACUAACAGCUCAUCAGAGAGUACACACAGGAGAGUUGCCUUACUCCUGCUGUGAAUGUGGGAGGGGCUACCCACACCUGCAAAGUUUGAAGUACCACCGGCAAAAACAACACAAAUUGAAAAUCUCACCACUAAAGAAGACUAAGAAGAACACAAUGAAAUAACAAUGUGCUAAAUUUCUCAUUGUCAAUCCGAGCAAGAUAUUGUUGAGUCAGUUGAUACUUGAAAGGGGCUUUGUAUCACAGUUAAGUGUGAAUUGAGAUGUUCAACAUUAGGAUCUCCUUCAUACACCAGAGAACACGCACUGGAGAAAACCCUUGAAAGGUGUGGUUAUGCUUUAAUAUAUUAUUUGCUAUUUCGAUGGCAGUGUACGACAUAGGGCCCGUUUCCCAGAAACUAGUCCUGGAUUAAGCUAUUUCAGAGGUUUUCCCAUUGCGCAAGAGGUGUGUGAAGAUGUUUAGGAAUAAUUUGUGCACUGAUUACAGACCAGUCAUGUAUAGCAGCAGGCAGCCCACUCAGUCAUAUUUCAAUCAGUAAUGUAUUGAUCUUUGCGGUGUACAGCCCUGCCUCAUGUAAGCAAUAGGUAAAGACACAUUCACAUAUGGACACAAUGUUUCCUUCUGACCUCCUUUGCCCUAUUCUCUUUCUGAUAUUCUGCUUAGCAACAGGGACAUGUGAUAGACAAGCCUGAUUUCUCCCCUCUCUGGGCCCCAGGUGACUGAGGCCCAUAUGAGGGAGGAAGUGCAGCUGCCAACACCAGAGUACGAAAGGAGACAUUUUAAUAACAACAGUUCAAUCAUAAGCAUAUUCUGCAGAUAAGACAUCUUAACUAUCUAUGUUACUUAGCUAAUUCAGAUUUCUCCACCACAAGCCUUAUUCUAAAAUGGAUGAAAUAAAUAAUAAUCCUCAUCAUUCUACAAACAAUACCCCAUAAUUACAAAGUGAA